CGCCCUCGGUCUGGGUGCGCAUAAUGCAGCGGCGGCAUCCUCCUCCCCAACUGCCGGGCUGCCCCAUUCUACAGUCGCUCGCUUCCAAACCACGCCGCCUCCGUCACCGGAGUCGCCAUCCCAUCACCCGAUGUCAACCCGCCACCAGCCGCCCCCCUCGCACGCACAUGCGCUCCCACCCUACUCCCACUCCCACUCCCACUUCUCCUCCAACCCGAACCACCGCUCGCUAGCUCCACCACCACCGCCCCAUGGCGUCCCCCUUCGACGACGACGGGCAGGUGGACGACGACGAGUUCUUCGACUACAACCCGCACCCCUACGGCGGCGGCUACGACAUCUCCGCCACCUACGGCGCGCCUCUCCCGCCCUCCCCCUCCACCUGCUAUCAACCCAUCUCCGCCCCCGCCAAUGUCCCCGCGCCGCCGGUCCCCGCGCCUGCUCCUGCUCCCUCCAUGCCUCGGAGCCCGAUUCCGCAGGACCCGCCGGCGAGGAAGCCGCCCCCGAGCCCAACCCCAAUUCCAACCCCAACCCCGGCGCCGGUGCCAGCGGAGCCUUAUUACCACUGGCCCAAGCCGCACGACUACGGGGACGCGCCGCGGUGGGGCCCGACCUACUACGCGACGCCGGAGGUGUUCCGCGGCUGGCCCUACCUGCCGCCGCCGACGGGGCCGCGAUGUUGUCGCUCCUCCCGGUGCGUGCCGCGGGACUACUGGAGGCAGUGCAUGCGCGGGCUGGACUACCUCUUCGGCCACGCCGACGGCUACGGGGAGCGCCGGAUCGGGGUCGACUGCCACGGCGUCCCCGUCUACGCCAACAAGAAGGGCGCGGUCGAGGACGCCGUCGUCGUCGAGGUGCCGCCGCCGGUGACCGGGCACGUGCAGUGGCAUGAACCCGGUGAGGCCCUGCCGCCGGAUCAGAGCAAUCAGUCAUCCUGGGAGUACGAUGAUGCGAAAGAGGAUACGUACGCGACUGCGCAGCCUACCUAUGAUACGUCAUAUGGACAGUCUUACAGUGAUCAUGGUCUUUCGGAUGAACCUCCUACGCUAUCCUGGUACGGUAGUGCAAAUGUGGAUGCAUAUGCGUAUGCCCAGCCUACCUAUGAUACAUCAUACCAACAGUCUUACAGUGUUCAUGGCAUUUCGGAUGAAUCUUCCUGGUUUCCUAAUCAGAGCUACCAGGAUGUUUACAAAGAGCAGGAAUCUCAGUAUCAGGAGGUUUUAUCCAGUUAUGGUGCAGAGAACACUAUUUCAGCUCAGCCAAUUUAUUGUUACAAUCAACACUUCAGUGAACAGCCACUGCAUAUUGAGGUUGAACCUCCGGAAACAGUUUAUUCUCACAAGUUGGAGUACCAUGAGAAUUUCUCAGCAUAUACCGAUCAAACAAAUACUGAUAACUUGGAGACAUCGACACCUUCAUGUGAGAUACAGCCCUAUGUAUAUGUACCCGACGUUCCACUUGAACCUUAUCAGCCUUCCUGGUCGAGGAAUUUGGGAUACUAUCAGGCCUGCACAGAAGAGGUGGCUCCUAAAUAUGACAAUCAUGCUUUAGAUUCUGGUGAAUAUGGAGAUAUGGCAAGCUUAUUUCCGUGUUCUUCCUAUCCUAAACCAGUAGAAGUUUACGAGCAGUCUUACAGUGAUGAGUAUGUCUCCUUGCAGCAAAAUUUUCAGAGUAACUGGAACAUAUUUUCUGAAGAUACCUCACAAAUCACUAGAUCGGUGAGCAUAAGGGGUGAUGAUUGCAACUAUCCGAAUGGCUCAUUCUGGCCCUUUGGAUAACACUCGACAUAUACUGUAGUCUAUAGUGUUGUAAUUUCACUUCAGGAUCACUUGUAUGGACAUUUUAAUUUAAUUUAUGUGGCCAAGUGUAAGUAAGAAUCUCUUUUAGCAAGAUAUUAUGUAUCAGACAUAUUCUGGGUAUGCACAAUGCAAGAUAAGUGACUGCAUUGCUGACCCUAGUAGCAUUUAUUUAUACAGUUACACUGAUUUUUGUUUUGUGUUAUAUGAUCAUGAUAUUUAUACAUUCUUUCUUA
Brachypodium distachyon (stiff brome) is the source of this 2032-nucleotide messenger RNA. RefSeq lists its product as uncharacterized. The transcript is spliced from 6 exons. Gene Ontology annotation, molecular function: phosphatidic acid binding. The coding region runs from base 252 to 1778 and encodes 508 amino acids. NCBI's taxonomy places the organism in Eukaryota, Viridiplantae, Streptophyta, Magnoliopsida, Poales, Poaceae. The record is from RefSeq and is a predicted model, not a curated record.